GCCCGGCAUGCUAACGUUUCUGCCAGCUCGCCGGUAAUAUAUAUAUAUCUGAAGUCAGAUACAUGGCGAGGUAAUUUCUAAGAACCCACCACUACAUACGCUCAUAUAUCAUAACUAGUAACAUUACUAGAUACAGGGCAAUCUAAGCACUAUACUGCAACCUGGCUGGUUAAUGAUAAUAUAUGUGGCGCUCUAUCUCAUAUAAUAAUAGUCCUGUAUCUAACUCUACACGCCAGAUACGUGUGUGUGAGGUGGGGACUUUGUAUCAGCGUUUGUCCCACUCACAGCUUGACAACCGAUGUUGCUUUGCUUACGCCUUGUAACUUAGAGGUUCAGGAGAAAGGACCCGAUAGAAUAAGUACCAAGACUCUAAAAAGAACACUAAAAAACAAAAAAGUAGUGGGAUUGAUUUGUUCGACUAAACUCUUCAAGGCAGUGCCCCAGCAUGGCCGCAAUAUAAAUUUAGCAUUUAAUCGUAAUGUAAAUGUAGAUUUCAGCCCGAACUCUAUCUUAUCGCUUGAGUUGUUAUUUCUACGUUAUCUCUCGUAUUUUCUUUCUAACUCCACUUUUCUACUUUCACUUUCUCAGUAAUUAAUUUGUUACGGAGCUCUGUUCGUUAACCAAAUCGUUAACCAAAUCUGUGCGUUAAACAAAUCUGUCGUUAACCAAAUCUGUUCGUUAAUCAAAUCGUUGGGAAACUGAAAUGCAUAUAAGCAGUAAUCCGUUCCAAGUCACACUCACACUCACACUCCACAUGGUGACUUGAAACGAUGCUUCAUUUGAGCAUCCAUCGAUAACAGAUAUGUAAAUGACCGAUAAGAAGCAUUUUAAAGUAACGAUCCCGCUGUUAAUCGUUUAAUAUGGAAAAUUGCGUCUUCGAUCUGUUCAACAUGGAUUCUGGCGAAAAUAUGUAAAUGACCGAUAAGAAACAUUUUAACGUUACAAUCUCGCUGUUAAUCGUUUAAUAUGGAAAAUUGCGUCUUCGAUCUGUUCAACAAGGUUUCUAACGAAAGUAAUUAAACAUUAUGAAUCAUAUUACUCGUGGAACGACCUGAAAGUUAGCACACAAAUGUUUAUAGUUUCUAAACAUGACUCGAAAAUAAAGGUUCAAUAUUGAUCGGCUGUUUUCCUUUUAUGGAGAAAUCUAUUUUGUAAAAGGCUUGAACGAAAAAGUUCAGACCAAAAAUUGAUAUGGCUCUAAAUAAAUGUCGUCGUUUUUUACCAUGCAUACUGUUGAUAUUUAUAGCCGUUAUUAUAAUACUAUUCCCUUAUCGGCAACCAACAUUUAUUCCUAAAGAAUGGUUGUAUAGUAUGUCAGUUAAAAUCAAGAAUAAAGUAAUACUUUGGAAGCAACCAGAUCUCAGUAAGAUUCGUGCUGGCAUACAUUACCCGAAAAGGUUUUCCACCAAUAAAGAUGAAAAGCUAUUUCAAAUUUAUCGGACAGACUUAAAUUCAGUGGAAAUGGAAAUGUUUUUACGAACAGUUUCACUAUUUUCAAGAGCGCUUUCAAGUGCCAAUAUCACACAUAUGGUAUACGGUGGUACAGCUAUUGGGUCUAGACGGCAUCAUGGUUUUAUACCAUGGGAUGAUGAUAUUGACGUCUGGAUAAACAAAACAGAAAAGAAAAAAUCUAAAGGGAUAUUAAGUUCAAUACCUAAAUUCGGUCUUUAUUCUCCGAAUAAUUUUCAGUGGAAAUUUUUUUAUAAAAAUUUAAAGACUUUAAAACAGAAACCAUUCAGAUGGCCUUAUAUAGAUAUAUUUUACUUUGAAGAAAACGCAACUCAUAUCUGGGACGAACUGCCUCCACAUCGUACGCGGUAUCAUAAAAAGUCUAUAAUAUUCCCACUUUAUGACAGGAAGUUUCAGUCAAUCAAAUUACCUACCCCCUGUGCGAUAGAUAAAUUUGUUGGUGAAUCCGCAAUAAAGAAUUGCCAGUCUUCGUCAUAUAGUCAUAGAAUGGAAGGGUCUGUACCUGCUAAAUUUCAUAUGAAGGUACUCUGCAGUAAACUGUAUCAUCUACAUCCCUUUGUGUUUCGAACAAAGCACAACGAAACACAUUAUAAAGAGGAAUUAAAGCAGAAUGAGACACUCAUACACAAGAUAUUUGUACCAACUAACUUAUGCGCUACAUGAAUAAAAUCAACGAAAAUGA
Molecule: messenger RNA, 2152 nt
Organism: Octopus sinensis (East Asian common octopus)
Lineage: Eukaryota; Metazoa; Mollusca; Cephalopoda; Octopoda; Octopodidae
Exons: 3
Coding region: 1192-2133 (313 amino acids)
Source: RefSeq, a predicted model, not a curated record